AUUCAAUCCACCAAUCGAUUAAAAAUAUCCACCUAAUCCAAUCCAUUUAAUACAAAUCCAAUUGGAUUGGUGGAUUCAUGGAUCCAAAUGACCAAUUACAGUUUGGUACCUUUAUAUUUUAUAUUUUGGUACCUAAAAUUUAAUUUUUUAUACGAAAAUCUCAUUGGAAAAUUACGUUUUUGGUACCUACAAAUUUUCAUUACGGCAUUUUAGUACCUAAACUUUUCACAUUUUACAUAUUGGUCCAAGGUUGAGGAUGUCAUUUGGAUUCAUGGAUAAUCCACCAAUCCACUUGAUCCAAUCCAUGAAUCCAUCAAUCCAUGGAUCGAUCCAUUUGCCACCUCUAACUGGAAGUCUCUAGGGAAAGCUGAUUAGGAGGUUUCAUUACGACCAUUACUAUUUACUAGGCUAGAUAUUUUUUUUUUUUACUAUAGAUUGAUUUUUAUGGUUAUGUGCUAUUGAAGAGAUUCGAACUUGAAACUUUCUAAGUCAAAACUAAUGGAGUUGGAAGCAAACUAUAGAGUUUUAAGGCAUAAGAUGAGCGAGGUAGUGGUGCGCAAUAGAUUAGUUGGGUGAGUUUUGGCCUCAAACUAACACUCACUUAUUAAGGAUUUUGGUACAAUUGUGACAUGCUAUUUACCCACAUUUUUUCCUUAGCUAGGUGUGCGCGAUUGGGAUGCGGGUCAACUUCAAAAGGAAUUCUCUUACUAGUCAUUAGCAAGUUGACUAACAUUUAUAAUAAAUCGGGUAAAUUGCAAGUUUGGUCACUAAAAGUGCUAAAAAGUUUACAUUUGGUUCCUGUGGAUCCGUCUAGUGCUUGUGGCAUGCAAAGUUUUUUUUUAUUACUCACAACAACUUUUCAUUUGACCAAAUUUAAACGAAGCUAUUGUUACUAGCUUCUUUGGCAGGUGUAUCAAAUCUUUCGUCACUCCAGCAACCAAUUGUGUUGAGACAAGUUUUUUUUGAUUUGAUACAAUUAAUAGUUUAUAAUUUGCAUCCAAAUAUUUAAUGGAUAUUACACAACAUAGUAAUCAAUAAUAGUCCCAAAAUAUUCUUUGUUUUUUUUUUACUUUUAGAAAUCGACGAUUAGUGUGUAGUACAAUUAGUAAAUAUGAUGAUUAUUCGAUAGUAUAAACAUCAUAUUUAUUACACUGCUAGGUAAUAAUAGUCCCAAAAUAUUAUUUGAACUAAAUAUUAUUGUUCGGCUUGCAAGGUUCAUGAGCCAUUUUGACUCGGUGGAUUGUUGAGUUUAAUUCGUGAGCUAGCUCGUUUUGAGUUAUAAAAUGACUCGACAUUAUAGCUAACGAGCCACCUCAACUAGCAACUUAGAAGCGAGUCGAUUAAUAGGUUAUCAUUGACUUGUUGAUAAUUCAUAUGUUUGUCAGAUACGUAUCUGAUCACCACAAAUAUGAUGUUUAAGAAUUUGAGCAUGUAAUUAAAUAUGUCUAAUUCAAAAUUUAAAAGAGAAAUAAUGUAUUACCGUUUGUUUAGAUACUAAUUAGUAUUAAAUAGCAUGAUAUGAACAAUUAUAAAUUAUAAACUAAAUUAUAAAAUAUAUUUGCUCCAGCCGAUCUCUCGAGGUGAUUGACGAUGAGCCGAACUCGAAUAGAGCUUAUAAUCUCGUUAUAAGUCGAGGUCGAGUCGAGUUCAAAUUAGAUCAAAACUCUUCUUCACUUAUUUUAUGUACUAGUUGUAUCAGCAGUGAACCACUAGUUGAAAUUUGUUGGUUACAUGUAGACCCCAUUCUGUACGUAACGGCAGUUGCAGAUUCCACGAUAUCCAGUAUGAUUCUGUUGACGUGGAGGAUAUAUACGUCCGGUCGUUCUUACAGUUACCGUAGAUCACACUUCGUUUAAUUUGCGUGGUGAGUGAUUUUGUUCAGAUCAGACUCACAUAUCGUGAAGGAAAACGACGGAUCAGUGGUCGACGUUCGUGGACCCUCCCUCCCUCCGGCCGGUUGACUGGCUCGACCUUCUACUUAAAAGUUAAAACCCUUGUGCUUCAUGUUUAGUGGUUCUAUAAAGAGAAAGGAAACUGGAUACAGAACCAGCAGCAAGCAACGAAGGUAGAAUGUAAAAUAAUUGGAUACUCGUAUGAAUUUGAUUUAAUUGGUUAAUUAAUUGGGCAAGAUAAAGUUAGAACUCAAAAAAUUUGUAGUGGAUAUGAGUAAAAUUUGAAUCCGAAUAUUGUAGGUGAUGGGUGGACAUGAUUUUGUCAAUAUCUAAGCCGAACUCGCCUAAUUAUACACAGUUUUGUUAAGAAUAAUUAUUAUUUUUCUAAUUUUUUUUUGUAUAUUCAUCAUAUGUACAUAAUACUUUCAUGAAAUUAUAUUGUUUUUAGCUAAUUUCUUUGUUCCUCUAAUUUAUUGUUUGUAAUAUUUUGCUUUUGUAAUGGCAUGCAGUAUACGUGUAAUUGUCAACAUGUUAGUUGAAAGUUGGAACGAAAAAUUGUUAUCCAUGAAUAAUUGUUAAUACCCGAAACCCUAUCAAAUGUGUGUAUGGUUUUAAUAUUCUAAUUGAUUCUUGUAUGUGUAUGAGUAUGCGUAUGAGUAAGAGUAAGACAUAAACUUUUAUGGGUAAGAUAAUGGAUAUAAACUAUUCAUCCCAACCUGCUAUCAUCCCUAAUCUAAGGGUUAAUUCAACUCAUUGCUUAUGAGGAAAUUUACUCAACUAUAUAAAAUAUAUAUUAUUCUCACUUUCCUAAAUAUGCUCUAUUGAUUAGGAUUCGGCAGGAUUUAGUGAUAAAGCAAUUGGUCAGUGAAACAGACGUAUAUGUUGAGUGGUAAAGAUUAGUAGAGAUUUUGGUUGUCAUGUGUGAUUUUACCUUCUUUUUCUUCUUUCUUCUUCUUCUCAUCGCAAUGGUUGAUAACUUGAUAUCCUUUUUGUGGUAUCGGAUUGUGAAUCGUGUAAGGAGGAUCUGAUUCAAAUAAAAGGUAACUUCUUCGUUUUUAAGUCGUUUUUUAAAACGUUUGCUCAGAAGGAACGAGUUCAUCGUGAUAUAUUGGAUCUACAAAUUUCUGGGUGAAAAAUACACUGGACCAAAAGUUACCAUACUUUACCACUAUGGUAUGUGGGUGGUAACUUGUGGUAAACAAUGAUGAAAGUCGUAAUGACAGUUAGUAUACUCCUACUAUCAUGUAUUCAACCUUCUUAUCAUAUUGGUAUGUUCGUACCAUCAUUGUACUAAAAAUAUAUCAAAGUGGAUAUAAUUUUAAAGAGCACAUUUAAUUUGAUUUAUCUGUGCAAAAAAAAUUAAAUUUCGACUUAAAACAAGAGAGAAAUCAUCUGUUAAAAAUUAAAGAGAAAAAGAUAAAAAACUUUCCAGGAAAGAGGAGAGGCUGAUGUCAUGCUCAUGUGGACAGGUUACUGAUGGUUACUCACCAUAAGAGUUACUGACUUGAUCCGCUCUCCAAAUAAAAUGAAUAAAAAGCAAAAUUACUAAUUAGGCAAUUAGUUAGCUAGCUGGACUAUGGUUUCGUAUCAAUUAUAAUUUUUUGUCGGUAGUGAGUAUCAAUUAUAAAUUAAAUUCAACUAACAUAAAUUGCACAGAAUUUCCCUAAUAUUUUCCACCCAUUUACCCUAAAUAAAAGUUCACCUUUUCACAUUCAUAAAAAAAAAAUUUACCUUUUCACCAGAGUAAAAAAAGUAACAAUUCCAUUUCUUGUCACCCCAAGUCAACCGCCCCCCAAUCAAUUUCCAUACUUCCCUCCAUUUCCAUGAUUCCCUUCUCUCUCCAGCCGACUCUCGCAGUCCUCCUUCGGCUUCCUAUAAAUUCCAUCCCCAUCAAUCUUAACCUCCCCCAUUCCCAUUCUCUCUCUCUCUCUCUCUUCCACUACUCCGCCGCCUCCAAAUUCACAAACGUCUCUCCUCCUCCAAUCAGGAUGGGAACCGUUGCCGGAGACGGAGACGGUGACGGGGCGAGGAAGAGGGGAUGCUCGUGCAGCAAGGCCGAUUUCCUCCCCGAGGAGUCGUUCCAGAGCUGGGCCAAUUACGGCCGGGCCCUGAGGGAGACCCCGAAGCGGUUCAUGGACCGGGUCACGGCCCGCUCCCUCGACUCCACCGAGAUCCACGAGGUCAGGGCCCGCAGCGAGCACGAGAUGAAGAAGAACCUCAACUGGUGGGACCUCAUGUGGUUCGGCAUCGGCGCCGUCAUUGGCGCCGGUAUCUUCGUCCUCACAGGCCUGGAGGCCCGCGAUCACGCCGGCCCCGCCGUCGUCCUCUCCUACGUCGUUUCCGGGGUUUCCGCCAUGCUCUCCGUUUUCUGUUACACCGAGUUCGCCGUUGAGAUCCCCGUCGCAGGAGGCUCGUUCGCUUACCUGAGAGUGGAGCUCGGCGACUUCAUCGCCUUCAUCGCCGCCGGCAACAUCCUGCUCGAGUACGUCAUCGGCGGAGCCGCCGUUGCCCGAGCAUGGACAUCCUACUUCGCCACGCUCUGCAACCACAAGCCGGACGACUUCCGCAUCAUAGCUCACAGCCUUCCGGACGACUACGGCCACCUCGACCCUAUCGCCGUCGGCGUGGCCGCCGUCAUCUGCAUCCUCGCCGUCCUCAGCACCAAAGGAUCCUCCCGCUUCAACUACAUCGCCUCCAUCUUCCACGUGGCGGUCAUCAUCUUCAUCAUCAUCGCCGGCUUCACAAAAGCCGACACGAAAAACCUGACCCCGUUCGCCCCGCACGGGGCCCGCGGCAUCUUCGUCUCCUCGGCUGUCCUCUUCUUCGCCUACGUGGGGUUCGAUGCGGUCUCCACGAUGGCCGAGGAGACGAAGAACCCGGCCAGGGACAUCCCCAUCGGGCUCGUGGGGUCCAUGACCGUCACCAGCGUCGCCUACUGUCUCUUGGCAGUUGUCCUCACCAUGAUGGUACCGUACCAGCAGAUCGACCCGGACGCGCCCUUUUCAGUCGCGUUCGAGGACGUGGGAUGGAAUUGGGCUAAGUAUAUCGUUGCAGCUGGAGCACUAAAAGGGAUGACCACGGUCCUGCUGGUCUCGGCCGUGGGCCAGGCCCGCUACCUCACGCACAUAGCCCGUACUCACAUGAUGCCACCCUGGCUGGCCCAUGUCAACUCUAAAACGGGCACCCCGGUCAACGCGACAGUUGUCAUGCUGGCAGCCACAGCCUUCAUCGCAUUUUUUACCAAAUUGGACAUAUUAUCGAACCUCCUCUCCAUCUCCACGCUGUUCAUCUUCAUGAUGGUCGCUCUGGCCCUUCUGGUUCGUCGAUACUACGACUCCGGGGUCACGACCAGGGCCAAUCAGCUGAAACUGAUUGGCUGCAUAGUCACGAUCCUGGGGUCCGCCGUCGCGACCGCGAUCAUCUGGGCCCAGGGUGGGGACGGGUGGGUUGGGUAUGUGAUCACCGUGCCGAUAUGGUUCGGCGCGACGUUUGGGCUGCGCGCGUUCGUACCGCAGGCAAGGGAGCCGAAGCUGUGGGGGGUGCCGUUGGUGCCGUGGCUGCCGUCGGCAUCGAUCAUGAUCAACAUUUUCUUGCUGGGGUCGAUCGAUAAGGCGUCGUUUGGGAGGUUUGGGGUGUGGACUUUGAUACUGCUGGUGUACUACGUCUUCUUCGGGAUGCACGCGACGUACGACAUUGCCAAGGAGUCGGAGGAGAGGAAGAGAGUGGAGGAGGGGCCAAAGAAGGUUGAAGAAGGUGCCGGUGGGGUUGAGAAGUUUUAGUUAUUCAUAUGUUAGUCAGUUUUAAAUUUGAUUUGAUUUGAUUUGCAUAGAGGUGAAACGCUGUUAUGAAUUUGUGUUUAUAUUUUACUUGUCAAUUUAUCUGGGUUUGUUUGUUACUAGAUUUGGUUUAUGUGAGGGCGUUCUCAUUUUCAUGUAUAAGUGGGUUGUAAAUAGUGUUCAUGUAUCAAUAAGCGAAGCAACCAUGCCAUAAUAAGUUUGUGUACUUCGGAAACUGCGACUGUUAAUGGUUUAUAAAGGGUUAAAUUACAA
This is a messenger RNA of Linum trigynum, 5941 nucleotides long. The record is from the annotation of a GenBank genome assembly. Lineage: Eukaryota; Viridiplantae; Streptophyta; Magnoliopsida; Malpighiales; Linaceae.